UUUUGGGCAGGGACUGCAGAAAAUUGCAAUUUUUACUUUUUACAAUUUGAUAUAAUUUUUUUCCAUUGAAGUAACCUUUUAUAUUACAACAAUUUAUAUUAACAUCAGAUUACAAUUUCUGUUAUCCUACAAAUACUAGAUAAGACUUGUUGCGUUAGGAAUAAAUUUUUUAGUAUCCCGUGACAUAAACGCCGCCAAAAUUAAUUACUACUCGAAAUACAACGGGAAUAUCUCCACUAUGGCUAAGCCUGUGUUAUAUUCCUACUGGCGAAGCUCAUGUUCUUGGAGGGUGCGGAUAGCACUCAAUCUCAAGGAGAUACCAUAUGAUAUAAAAGCUGUAAGCCUCAUAAAGGGUGGAGGAGAACAGCACUGCAAUGAAUAUAGAGAGGUUAACCCAAUGGAGCAAGUCCCAUCAUUGGUUAUAGAUGGGCAUACAUUAAUAGAAUCAUUGAGUAUAAUGAAUUAUUUAGAGGAGACAAGACCCCAAAGGCCACUAAUGCCACAAGAUUGCUAUAAAAGAGCUAAAGUUCGUGAAAUUUGUGAGAUUAUAUCAUCAGCAAUCCAGCCGCUCCAGAACCUAAUCGUUCUUAUCUAUGUAGGGGAGGAGAAAAAGAAGGAAUGGGCACAGCACUGGAUAAUGCGAGGUUUCAGGGCUGUUGAGAAACUCUUGUCUUCCUGUGCUGGCAAGUAUUGUGUGGGAGAUGAAAUCACUCUUGCAGAUUGUUGCCUCGUGCCACAAGUUUUUAAUGCUAGAAGAUUUCACGUUGAUCUGCGUCCGUUCCCAAUUAUCCUACGCAUAGAUCGUGAACUCGAGAACCUGCCAGCAUUCCGGGCAGCUCACCCUUCCGCACAGCCGGACUGCCCGCCCGAGGUGGCCAAAUGAACCGACGCCCACGCCCACUAUUGGGCGACCCAUCCCAUCCAUUACUUAUAACAGUAGGAUGAAGUUGACCAAGUUACUCUUAAAUAUACCAUGAAAAAAAAAAACAUUUUGUUUUUGUAUCUUGGGUGAAUUCCAAAAAAAAUCCAAUCAAUUUAGGAGUAAUUAAAGAAAUAAUGUUAUUUAUAUAAUCAAUGUGUAACUUGUCAUUCUGAAAAUGAAUGGCUUAAAAUUUUAUAACCAUUACCCGAUCUUCUAAUCUUCUAUCUAGUCUUAAAUUAGUAGUUAUUUAAAAGGGUUAUACAAGGUUUUGGGAAAGUGCAAGUAUGAAUUAAUAUGAAUUUGUAGUUUAUUAGAUAAAAUAUAAAAUAAUGACAUAAGCGCGGUGUCAAACUUGAGUCUUGAACGUCGUUUAAGUUUACAUCCUACUUGCGACCAAUAGCAACACUCAUAAGCAACUAGUUUAUUUUAGCCAAUAUUGGAAUAAAAGCCAAAAAGAUAGCACUACGAUUGUCUUUAUCCAAUCAAUAUCUAGAAAUAACGAUUCAGCACAAAAAGUUAUAGAUGAUUGGGAUGUAUAUUCUAGUUCCAAUUUUAAGAAAUCUGUUGUUUAUAUUUCUUUGUAAUAGAAUUUUGUAUUUAUAUUUAUUUAAUAAAAGUAUAACUUUAAGUGGUACACAACAUUCCUUAUUGUCUAAAGAAAUACAACCAAGCACAUUGCAGUUAUAACAUUAUAAUGUUAGUUUAAUAGUUGUAUGUUCUGCAAAUAGUUUUUUCAAUAUUUUAAUCAAUAUGUGCCAUUCCAAUAUAGAUGUUUAUGUAUGUGAAGUAGAAUUUUAGCCUUUAUUUAUAAUAAUUAAUAUAUAAU
This is a messenger RNA of Pararge aegeria (speckled wood butterfly), 1748 nucleotides long. RefSeq names its product probable maleylacetoacetate isomerase 2 (gene GSTz1). The coding region runs from base 239 to 883 and encodes 214 amino acids. The transcript has 5 exons. Lineage: Eukaryota; Metazoa; Arthropoda; Insecta; Lepidoptera; Nymphalidae. The record is from RefSeq and is a predicted model, not a curated record. Gene Ontology annotation, biological process: L-phenylalanine catabolic process; glutathione metabolic process. Gene Ontology annotation, cellular component: mitochondrion; cytoplasm. Gene Ontology annotation, molecular function: maleylacetoacetate isomerase activity; glutathione transferase activity.